AGGUGUUUGAGAAAUUUGCAUUUGAGUGUGUAUGUUACAACUUUACAUUACUUAAUGCUAUUAUCGUUGUAUUAUUAGUCUAACUCAACAAGUGGUGACAACUGACAAGUAGUUGGCCUGGCAUACAGGAUAAAAUAAAUUCUGGACAGCCUAAACCUCUAAUUUUUACUGUUUGGCGUUUUGAUGUUGCGACAACUGGGUUAAUUAUCGUGACCAAUGACGGUACCAAGUUCACAACGUCAGAACUUUUUUAUGCAAGUUUUAGAAAUAUAUUGAACUCAUUUGAAGAUAAUGCUUUUUAUUUGCAGGAGAUUUUGUUCAAGCACUUGCACUUCCUUCAUUUAACUUGUCAAAAGAGUAAGGCUCCCUCGUCUUUCUUAUCAAUUAAUGGUCAUUAGGCCCGACUGCCGGAAGAAAAGGAUACACACAUUUAAAGGUUUUCUCGUAAAGCUGUGCGAGCAGAGGGCUAUGAUUUACUGGGAUUUGGUCCGGGUUUUGAAUUACAAUGAUGUAAGGAGAUCCUUAUAAUGUGUAAAUCAAAUGUAUAUAUAUUGCAACCAUGAGGGUGUAGUAAACAAACGGCAUUUAAUAGCCAUCAGUGAAGGAACUAUUAUCGAAGGUAUCCACUGCACUCCAGAUUCUGUGGAGCUGCCACCUUCACAGGCAGAUAUGUUAAGACCUUGUCUUCGCAUAGUGGUUCAUGAAGGGAGAAACCAUGAAGUUCGAGAACUUGUGAAGAAUGCUGGACUGGAGGAUUGGGAAGCAUGUUGAACUAAAACAAAGUGAAUUGAAGGCAUUGGGUUGGAUGAAUUGAAAGCAUUGCUGCGUUACCGCCAUACUAUGAGUUCUCACUUGAAUCAAAUGAAAACGAAUUCAAGAUUUCAGCCUGAAUUUUGCUCAUGCUCAAUGAUUUACAGUUGAAACGCCUCCUGGUUUAUAUGGUUUGAGGUAUGCCACUGCCAGUAAUAGUAGGCAAGCUAUUAGACCAGAAGUUAAUACGAGAUGGGAGUUCAUCUUUUAAAUCUGGAAAAUAUUUAUAUUCCUAAGCAUGUAUAUCGACAGACGCUUUGAAAUGUAAAUGUGUUAGUGAGAAUUAGCAUGCUCAAAUUAACUGAUUGAGUUUGGUUAAACCGAUUGAAUCAUAGUGGCAGCAUUUAGUUCAUCUA
Messenger RNA from Mercurialis annua (annual mercury), 1166 nucleotides. Its product is annotated as putative ribosomal large subunit pseudouridine synthase SVR1, chloroplastic. The coding region runs from base 541 to 771 and encodes 76 amino acids. The record is from RefSeq and is a predicted model, not a curated record. Gene Ontology annotation, biological process: maturation of SSU-rRNA from tetracistronic rRNA transcript (SSU-rRNA, LSU-rRNA, 4.5S-rRNA, 5S-rRNA); maturation of LSU-rRNA from tetracistronic rRNA transcript (SSU-rRNA, LSU-rRNA, 4.5S-rRNA, 5S-rRNA); plastid translation. The transcript is spliced from 3 exons. Gene Ontology annotation, cellular component: chloroplast. NCBI's taxonomy places the organism in Eukaryota, Viridiplantae, Streptophyta, Magnoliopsida, Malpighiales, Euphorbiaceae.